Molecule: messenger RNA, 1508 nt
Organism: Daldinia caldariorum
Lineage: Eukaryota; Fungi; Ascomycota; Sordariomycetes; Xylariales; Hypoxylaceae
Exons: 1
Coding region: 592-1329 (245 amino acids)
Source: RefSeq, a predicted model, not a curated record
UCUUCUGGUAUACUUCUCUGUCAUGGUUCAGCUACCGAGGACUAAGUUACCGUGACCUUCUCUUGUGACCGAGUCACAUAACAACAAUAGGUUUUUUUUCCCUCUCUCUCUCUUACUUUUACUUUUUUCUUUCUUUUUUUCGUAUUUUAUUUCCGUUGGUAUUUUAGUACCUAGUGACUUACAGCCUCCCCUUUCUCCUUUCCCCUUUACUUGAAGCGGACUGGGCCAGGUGAAGAUGAUGAAAAAAGACAGGGGCAAGCUACCUGUCUUCAAAGUGGUAUUAAAACCUUCAACGGCCCGCCGUCUUUAACUCAUCCUCCGGUUAACUUCCUCUCUCUUGAUUGGUGUACCGCGGGUCAAUUCGAUGUGGAGCACCCGCGAUGCUUUAGAUUGGUACACUUCCUUUCCUGCUACUCGAUAAAACGACGCAUUCUAUCUUUUCAUUAUCUUACACAAACUAGACUUUAUAUCUAGACUUUUCAGAGGCUCCUUUAAGUGUUAUAAGACACUCGCUGGGCUCAUAUUAUAAUAGAGACGGCCGCUCCGGGCUUUGAGCAUAUCAGACGUAUUAAUCGGCGCAACUUUGACGGCAUGCCAUUUCGUCCGCAGGGAGGUGGACCUCCUGGAUUCCCAAUGCCCUUUCAACCAUCCCAGUCCCGGUCACCACCACAAGCUUCAUCAUCACGAGGGAUGCCGCCUGGGAUAGAUCCCUCCGGUCCCUUCAUCCCAUUUCAAGAAACACAGUUCGAUAUUCUCGAGUGGUACCCGCAAUUUCAGUCAUGUGUCCGUUAUUUUUUGGACCACGCCCAGCAUAGCGGGCCGGUGCAGGCCGUUGCCGCCUUCAUAAAUAUACAAUUACCUUUUCAAAAGCUACCUCACCCAGUUGUCUCCUCACAGUUGCCUGGAUCGCCGGCAGGUGUGCCAUCUCCGUCCUCGAUGCUCCCAAUGCCCAGCCGCGUACCGGUAUCUAUCUCCUUAACACCAUACAUUCGACGGCUGGUAGCAACGGGCUUGGAUCUUCCUGGUGUGCUACAUGGAUUUUUUGGAGAUGACUGGCUUGCUGGGAUAGGGCACCUCCACGAAGUGGAACGGAGAAACUUUCUCUUUGCUGCUAAGAGUGCCGGCUGGCUGAAGGUCAAAUCCCAUUACGACAUGGCGGAUGAGCAAACCAUUCCUUUCCUGCGUCCCCUCCAGAACGUUACGGAAAAAGAAAUUGUCAACGCAGAGGCAAAUUGGAGCGAAUGGCUAGCGAUGCAGGACUGGAUGGUCGGCCCCAGAUCACCUGAUGUCAAUAGAGACAUGGCGGUUGUAAAAAGCGAAGAUGCUUAAGGCAUGAAGCAGGUAUCGUUAUUACGGUCUCUGCAUACCUUGUGAGGAUAGUGGGCAAGCGAGAUACAUGAUGCCCGGACAUUAGAGGGGAUAGACGGUAUAUAGGGGGCUGACCAGGAUACAGUCUGCCCUUGAGGAAGCGAUGAGGCGUAAUGGUUUUAUUCCAUGGCACCAGAGAU